This is a messenger RNA of Falco peregrinus (peregrine falcon), 4073 nucleotides long. It is a transcript of the gene RGS9BP, whose product is annotated as regulator of G protein signaling 9 binding protein. Gene Ontology annotation, biological process: detection of light stimulus involved in visual perception; G protein-coupled receptor signaling pathway. Gene Ontology annotation, cellular component: neuron projection; photoreceptor outer segment. The transcript has a single exon. Bases 14 to 727 code for a protein of 237 amino acids. The record is from RefSeq and is a predicted model, not a curated record. Lineage: Eukaryota; Metazoa; Chordata; Aves; Falconiformes; Falconidae.
CGCCGGCGGGACCAUGGUGAAGGAGGAGUGCAAAGCGCUGCUGGACGCGCUCAACAAGGUGACCGCCUGCUACCGGCACAUGGUGCUGACCAUCGGCGGCACCUCGGACUCCCAGAACCUGCGGGAGGAGCUCAAGAAAACCCGGCAGAAAGCCCAGGAGCUGGCGGUGGCCAACAGGAACAAGCUCACUACGGUCCUGAAGGACAAAACCGUGAGUAAGGAAGAUAAAGCCGAGUUCGAGAGGCUAUGGGUGAUUUUCUCCACGUGCCUAGAGAUCCUGGAGAUCGACAUGAGGAGAGCCCUGGAGCUGGGCCACGAGUUCCCGCUAAACGUCCCCAAAAAGCACCUGAUUCAGACCGGCAUGAGCGGGGGAACCUCUGGCGUGGCUGCCAGGGCCAUGAGUGUCCAGAACAUGAAAUACGAGGCAGAGCACAAUAUAGAUGUGGUGGAUUUGAAAGACCUCGAGAACGAAAUCAACCAGGUAGGAGAGAUGAUGUACGAGAUGGAAAUGAAGGUCAAUGUCCCCCAGUGGACAGUGGAGGCUAAGCAAGACCCGGGGGCUGAACUAAAAUCCACCAUCAGCGUGGGCGCUUCUUCCAUCGGCAUGAUCUCUGUGGAGGAAAAUAAAUCCUUCUGCGAUAUCAGCAAGGUUCUAGCUGGGAUUAUUUUCUCCGCUGUGCUCAUUAUCGCUAUUGUCCUGGCGGUGUGCGUAGUAAAACUCUCUUAGGGUGGUGCAGGCUCUGACAAGAGCGACCCCCCUCCAGUCUGUCUUUGGAGUGUUUCGCGCCUCACCUCUAAUUGCAAAACGGGUCACUUGGAUGAGUUGAGAAUUUAAACCUAGCACUUGAAAAAACAAAGCAGAACUUUUGCCUCUUGAUUUCCUAAAAUGCACAAUUUGUUUAUUCUUGCUUUUUGAAGAAAAGAGAUGCAAAUAGGGCUGCAGAAUAGGAUGUCUUCAUUUGCUGGACUUGUAAUGGUUAACUGUGAAGUAUCAGGGUAUUAACUGCUGGCUACAGCAGGGAUUUGUCUGCUAUUAAUAGAUCGCUAUUCUCAGAAGCCUGUAUUUUGUGUUCUUGAAUAAGAUCUGGGGUUUGCUGCUGGUCACUGUUCACAGUAUUUGGGAGUAACACAAUUUGGAGGCUAACACAGGUGCUUUGUCCAACAAAGUGAAUAGAAUACUCUUUUUUUUUUUUUUUUUUUUCUUUCCCCAUCAAAUACAGAAAAUACUAUCUCAGUGGAGGAGAAGGGGAAGGAUGAAAACCCCCAUAAAAGAAUGUAAACAACCUCUGUUUUCAAUAAGUUAAUGGUUGGGGAGGGGGGAGGUGUGGAGGAGGAUGGAGAAAACAGAACAAGCAAUGUUUGAUACCAAAUACUGUUUGCUGAUUUAGAGUGGAUUGUACAGAACCCGGUUGCGUGGAUUGGCACGCAUACGCAAAUGACUAAUCGCUUUCCAAAUCCAGAGAGAAAAAAGGGAGAUUUGCAUAUUCAGAAAAACAUUAGCAAGCCUCGUGGUUCUCAUCCACGUUUACCACGACAUUGUCUUCCCCUAUAGAAAGGCUGAUUCUUGCCACUGGCUCCAACUUUUCUUUCUGUAGAAGCAGUUUGCACUUCAUAAUUAACUAUGAAAAUAGGAGCAACGAGUCUACCCACUGCGGAAGCAGUAAUUUUUGAAAAUAAUUUUAGCGAACAAAAAUGAUGUUGAAUUAAAGCAGACCUUUCUAAUAAUCCAAAGAGAUGCCCUCUCAUGUUGACAGGCAGGGACUGAUGCCUGUAUGUGCACAGUCUCAUUUCUGCAAUCUCCUGAAUUCUUUGCAGAAAUCCAAAGUUAAAACUGUGUCUGAGAUUCAUAUCUCAUUCAUGUCUGAUCAAUCAUUUGGGAAACAGGAAGCCUGUAGGAUUGAUCCAAUUUGAUACAGUGCAAUUUUGGAGAGUAAAUCCAAGAGCAGCAUAAAACUUUUCAUGUGCUUCCCUAAUAAAACUGUCAAUGUUUAAAUGUAAGACUGGGGGGACAGACACUAACUUUGCAGAGAAGCUCUAUAAUGUUUUGUAAAAGGACCUAUGUUUUAUAGUAUUUAUUAUGUAACCUACAGAAGUGUCUUCUGUUACUGUGAACACAUGCUAUCCGUUCGAGAAUGCUUGGUACAUACUUCAUAGUGCCAUAGGUGUAUGAGGCACUCCACAGGCAAAUAUAAAGAGCCUGCGAUACUGGGUUUUUAAGAAGUUAUUAUUCUGCUGCAUUGAUUGUUAUGGGCACAUUAGCAAAAAGUAACAAUCAGACAUGUUUUGUGAGGUUACUAUAGUCUUCAUGCUUGUUAAAUAAAGUUAUGUUGACAACACUCGUAAACAGCUAAUAUUUUUUAGUUAAGAACUAAACACUGUCAGAAAACUGCAGCAAAGAGUUUAUUCUUUAAAAUUUAAGAGAAGAUUUGGGGAGAAAAAGUAUGUGGCAAAUUUGAAUCUGGUCACUUGUAGGUGAGGAAAAAAAAUAAUAUAGGUGAGGAAAAAUAGUUAAGUGGAGGCCUGAAUUACAGGCUCUAGACUAUCAUUACAUUGCAGGAUAAUGUCAGUUCUGCAGGUUGAUCCAGACUAGCUCCAUUCUCAUAGGAAUUCACAGUUUUAUGAGACAACUCUACAUUCCUUUCUAUUGUAUUUCACUCGUUCCAUAGGAUAUGUUUCAUACCUAGUUAAUCUAGGUUCUUAGAGACCCCCAGCAGCAUUCUAACAAAAGUCAAGCCGGUAUUUAUUGGUGCUACUGUUUCAGUAUGCCUAGACAAGGUGUCAUUGCUGUGUGUUGAUUUAAAUGAGAAGAUCUCCUUCUCAUCCAUAUUGAGUAAACAUACUUAUGGAAAAUACAUCAAAAGCUACAGGAGAAUGUACAUACUUGGAUUUCCACCACUAGUCACUAAGGAUUUGUGGGUGUUUUCACUCAUUGCACUCUCCUUUUAGUUAGUUUACAGGAAGGUAAAUAAGGAGUUGGGACUCGUUUCUGUGCUUCUUGAAAACUCUGUGUUCCGUUUGAAAUCAGAUCAUGUAAACUACAUGUUCUGAAAACCCAAGUAAGGCAAAUCUAGUUUCUGGUGGAUAAGUAAGUGGUAACACCUAAAGCAUUUAUUAUCUUGUAUCCUCAUAUCCUGAAGUGGGUAUACUGUUUAUCCACAGUUGUGUAGAAGAAUUUUUAAUAAUGGGCAAUCUCAUCUUCAAAAGCAAGCCUCGGUGAGUUGGUAAACUGUAAAUUUUCAGUCCAUUGCAUUUUUUGGAAUUUGGGUUUUUGGGUACAGGGCUCAAAUAAUUCCUCUAAGUAUCCUAUAAUUAUGUAAGUCUUGCUUCAUUAUGAAUAUGCACACAAAUAGUUUUUAAAGGAUUUGACCUUGGAAAAAUAAUGUAUUUUCAUUAUCUUAAGACAAUGCUGGCUGCAGGUUUAUUCAUCAUUAGUUUGUUUCUAAAAAUCUGUAUCAUCUUAUAUUUAGGCUAUCUGAAAUUGAUAAAGUAGAACUCUAACAAAGGAUUGGCACCAUCUAAACGGAUAAUGUUCUUGCCAUUAAUCUCCUACACUUGAUACCAAAUGUAUGUUCAGUGUGAUAGAGUUCAGGCACAACAGCGCACAAAAUCAAAACAAGAUGAAACCACCAUUGCCCAAAAGUACAGAUGCUUCUUUUAGAUUAAGAAAUAAAGAGAUGUUGUGGAUUUGCAAUCUUCAUUUUUUUUCCCUGCUAGAAUACAACUGGAAAUGCUAUUUUUGUAAGUGAAAAAUGGGAAGUCAAACUUCAGGAUGCUCUAUAUUUAAAUAGUAUGAUGAAAAUACAAAUACUCUCACGCUGAUCAGUGAAUGAGAAUGUUACUGUUUUUUCAGUGCAAAAGAUGACGGUCAUUGCCUAAUUUCAAUGCUGUUCUACUACUUUUUUAUUUAUUCACAGGAUACACACAUUAUAUUUGCUGUAUACUAAGAUAUUAUUCCUGACUUGAAUUAUACUGGUUUUGCCUGUGUGUGGGUGGUAUUUUCUACACUACUUUGAAUAAGUCAAACUCGUUACUGUCACUAUUUAACUUAAAAUAAAGUCCAUUCUUUUAACUUA